This is a messenger RNA of Papaver somniferum (opium poppy), 1354 nucleotides long. RefSeq names its product transcription factor MYB53-like. The record is from RefSeq and is a predicted model, not a curated record. The transcript has 3 exons. Lineage: Eukaryota; Viridiplantae; Streptophyta; Magnoliopsida; Ranunculales; Papaveraceae. The coding region runs from base 17 to 1093 and encodes 358 amino acids.
GCAACUAAUAAAAAAUAUGGGAAGAUCUCCUUCUCGUGAUGAGAAUAAUGGUCUCAAGAAAGGUCCUUGGACCCCUGAAGAAGACCAAAAACUUGUCAUACACAUUCAACUUCAUGGUCAUGGAAGCUGGAGAGCUCUCCCAAAACUUGCAGGUCUGAACAGAUGUGGGAAGAGCUGUAGAUUAAGAUGGACAAACUACUUGAGACCUGACAUAAAGAGAGGAAAAUUUUCCCAAGAAGAAGAACAGACUAUUCUCAAUCUUCACUCCAUCCUUGGAAACAAGUGGUCAGCGAUUGCAACACACCUACCAGGAAGAACGGAUAAUGAAAUCAAGAAUUUUUGGAAUACUCAUCUGAAGAAGAAACUUAUCCAAAUGGGUUUCGAUCCAAUGACACAUCGCCCAAGAACCGAUCUUUUUUCGAGCUUGCCUCAGUUGAUAGCUUUGGCAAGUUUGAAAGAAUUUAUGGACAAUAAUAAUCAGCUUCCUUAUGAAGAGUUAAUAUCAAGAUUAGUUCAAACAGAAGCUGUUAAUGAAAUGGUCAGGGUUCGAUAUAUUCAGUCUAUUCUUCAAUCAAACAUAUUAGCAACUACCAAUUACCCAACCAACAUUGCAGAUAAUGUUCAAGCCUUCAUUCUAUUGAAUUCUCUUUCAUUAAUCAAAGAGAACUCUACAUCUUCUAUGGUGAAUUCCUUACCUCAGUUGGACAAUAUGGCAGCAAUCCCCUACAAUGAUCAUGAUUUGCCUCAGCUGCAAGACUACUCUUGCAAUAAUUUUCAGACAUCUUUGGGUGAUUUUCGUCGUGAUAUUAUUGCAAGCCAAGGAGGUUCUGAUUUUGCAUUGCUAAAUGAAGGAGAAAAUAUAACACCUAAAACAUCACUAGGGUUUCCAUCAUCUCCUGCUGAUGAUUGUAUCCGUCCCACUCCUCCAACUGCUCAUCGUAAUGACAGAAGCGCGAGUAGUCUCGGCGAGAGCAGUGACGCUUGCAGUACCAAUACUACGAUGACAACCACUAAUGCUAUCUAUGGUGGUGAAGUUCCUUCAUUAUUUUGGCCUGAACUCUAUUCUGUCGAAGAUCCUAGUUUUUAUCCAUGAAGUAGAUGUCUGUUUAAUUUCCUAUAAAUAGUGAGCUAGUAUUAUACAUAUACGUACGUACACUUUGGUUAUAUAUGAUGAUCAUAUAUAAGAUCAAAUUAAGCUACUGUUUGGGACAUGUAUUUCAGCCUAGUACGAACACAUAGUGAUACUAUACGAUAGAUUGAUUACACACGCAAGCUAGAUCAUUGUUCUGAUUAACUUUGUGCCAGGGCCCUCGGUUUUAUGCAUUGUUCAAAUAUUAUAGAAAUUACCUAAUCC